This is a messenger RNA of Brassica oleracea var. oleracea, 2085 nucleotides long. Its product is annotated as pentatricopeptide repeat-containing protein ELI1, chloroplastic. The transcript has a single exon. NCBI's taxonomy places the organism in Eukaryota, Viridiplantae, Streptophyta, Magnoliopsida, Brassicales, Brassicaceae. The coding region runs from base 27 to 1934 and encodes 635 amino acids. Gene Ontology annotation, molecular function: protein binding; RNA binding; zinc ion binding. Gene Ontology annotation, biological process: RNA modification. The record is from RefSeq and is a predicted model, not a curated record.
GUUUGGUAUAGCAAAGCCCGAAGAAAAUGGCCUCGUCACCAAUUCUCACCACGUCACUUCCGCAAAAACAGUUGACCACUUCCUCGUCCGCAGGUGGAUUCCGCCUUCCGCCGCCUGAGAAACUCGCAAUUCUACUCGACAAAUCUGAAUCAGUGGAUUUAGUCAAGCAAAUCCACGCGGCUAUCCUCCGCCGUAACCUCUUCCUCCAUCCUUACCACCCUGUCCUAAACCUCAAGCUCCACCGUGCAUACGCUUCCCACGCCAAAAUUCGCCACUCGUUGUCUCUAAUUCACCAGACGAUCGAUCCCGACUUGUUCCUAAUCGCCGCCGCGAUCAACACCGCCUCCACUAACGGCCUCCGUGACCAAGCUUUCCUUCUUUACUUUCAAUUGCUAUCUUCUGAAACCGUCCCCAACGAGUUUACUUUCUCGUCAAUUUUGAAAUCAUGCUCGAGUCAGUCUGUAAAAGCGAUCCAUACACAUGUCCUCAAGUUCGGAUUGGGGCUAGAUCCUUACGUGGCGACCGGUCUCGUCGACGUUUACUCGAGAGGAGGAGAUGUAGUUUCUGCGCAGAAGGUGUUCGAUAGAAUGCCUGAGAGAAGCAUCGUUUCCUCCACGGCUAUGAUCACCUGCUACGCGAAGCAAGGGAACGUUGAGUCUGCGAGGGCUCUGUUCGAAAGCGUGCCUGAGACUGAGAGAGACAUUGUUUCUUGGAACGUGAUGAUCGAUGGAUACGCUCAACAUGGCUUUCCCAGCGAAGCUCUGAUGCUUUUCCAGAAACUGUUGGCCAAAGGAAAGCCUAAACCUGAUGAAAUAACCGUGGUGGCUACUCUUUCGGCCUGUUCGCAGAUCGGCGCGCUUGAAUCCGGGCGUUGGAUCCAUGUUUUCAUCAAGAGAAGUCGCAUCAGGGUCAAUGUUAAAGUAUGCACGGCUUUGAUUGAUAUGUAUAGCAAAUGUGGGAGCUUGGAAGAGGCUGUUUCAGUGUUUAACGAUGCUCCGAGGAAGGAUGUCGUUGCGUGGAAUGCGAUGAUUGCUGGAUACGCAAUGCAUGGUUAUAGCCAAGAAGCGUUGAGAUUGUUUGAUGAGAUGCAGGGAACCGCAGGGUUGCAGCCAACGGAUAUCACUUUUAUCGCAACACUACAGGCUUGUGCUCAUGCUGGUUUGGUAAAGGAAGGUGUAAGAAUGUUUGAGUCAAUGGGACAAGAGUUUGGUAUUAAACCAAAGAUCGAACAUUACGGAUGUUUGGUCAGUCUCCUUGGUCGCGCUGGUCGGCUAAAACAGGCUUAUGAGAUCAUAAGAAACAUGGAAAUAGAGGCUGAUUCCGUUGUAUGGAGUUCUCUUCUAGGAAGCUGUAAACUUGAUGGAGAUUUCGUGUUAGGGAAGGAAAUUGCAGAAUAUCUCAUUGGACGGAACAUCACAAACUCAGGAACUUAUGUUCUUCUUUCGAAUAUAUAUGCAUCUGUGGGUAAUUAUGAAGGCGUGGCGAAAGUGAGGAGCUUGAUGAAGGAGAAAACAAUAGUGAAAGAGCCAGGAGUAAGCGCCAUAGAAGUCGAUGAUAGAGUUCAUGAAUUCCGAGCUGGAGAUAGAAACCAUCUGCAAAGCAAGCAGAUUUACACAAUGGUGAGAAAGAUGAGCGAAAGGAUCAAGUCUUGUGGUUACGUGCCAGACACAAACGCGGUCUUGCAAGAUCUCGAAGAGACAGAGAAAGAGGAGUCUCUAGAGGUUCACAGCGAGAGGCUAGCCAUUGCGUAUGGUCUGAUCAGUACUAAACCAGGAAGUCCCUUGAGGAUAUUCAAGAACCUGCGAGUGUGUUCGGAUUGUCAUACGGUGACAAAACUGAUAUCGAAGAUCACAGGGAGGAAGAUUGUCAUGAGAGAUCGGAAUAGGUUCCAUCAUUUCGUGGAUGGUUCUUGUUCUUGUGGCGGUUUUUGGUAAAACCAAACGCUACGCAUUGUGGGUUGUACAUGAAAAGGAGUCAAUUUUGUCUUAAUGUAUCUGGCAUUUAGUCUCAAUGUCUCCGUCGUAAAUAGAUUGUGUGUAGAUGAAGCCAAACAAUCUCUAAAGACCUUAAAACAUUUAUCCUCCA